Messenger RNA from Pseudo-nitzschia multistriata, 2148 nucleotides. The record is from the annotation of a GenBank genome assembly. NCBI's taxonomy places the organism in Eukaryota, Bacillariophyta, Bacillariophyceae, Bacillariales, Bacillariaceae.
GUUUGCAGUAGGUACGUACUUCUACUAGGUACAGUACUUGUACAGUGCGCCGUUCGGGUCUUUCGUUCCGUUCUGCAAAGCCAACACCAACUGUAAGACUAGCAAUAGAUCUAGCAAUAGAACUAGCAAUAGCACUAGCAUUAAGAUGUCCGGGGGGCACAGGCAGGAACUCAAAUCAAGCAGUCAACAGUCGAACUCGAUUGCUACGCUACGCUAGGGAACAGAGUUAACAGAGGCAACAAACCGUACCGGCAGGCAGCAAGCACAAACCACAAGAAAACAAAAACAGCGCACGCAACGAAACGAAACGCACGCUCCAUGGGCAAGUUUGUUCGGCGGUCGUACAAGACCGCCGGCAAAAGGUCGUCUGGAGGUUUUGGUUGUCGCUUCAACCCGCACCACACAGCCUUUGUGCUGCUUGGUCUGGCAAUGAUUUUGCUUCGCCACAACCAGAGCAAGGAAAUCUUCUCGAGAUUCUCGGACCUGGACGUUGGGACACUAGCAAAUCCAUUGCCAAAUACAGCGACAGCAACAGCGACAGCGCCACACCAAGGGUCGAUUCGGGCCACCACAGGAGCACCGCCACCGCAAGCUGCGGCUUCCAACGCAACACCCACCACAGAGUGCACCCGAGAAGAAUUGCUCACGAUCCGAAAACACCUCAACCCGGAGUUUUGUCCCACGGCCCGCGAAUUCGCCUACUUCCAGUUCUGCAGCCUCACCCAGGCCACCAAGUGCGUCGACGCGAGCAACUGGCUGGAAGACUACUAUCGGGAUCUCCGAAAGGAAGGCAGCCUUCCCGACGCCUUUUUGGGACUGUCGGUGGGCUGCAACAAGGGCUUUGAUGCCCUCAACACGCUAAGGAUGGGAACCCACGACACGGCCUUUACCAAAAAGGCCUGGAAGCAGUCCAUGGAACUGGACGGGGCAAAACUCUCCGAAUCCGUCUGCAACCAGGACAUUGUCGACGAAUUCCAGGUGUCUCUCGAGGAUAACAGCAAUCCUGCCGAUGCAGCUGCCGAUGCAUUCGCAACCGGCGAAAUGCACUGCUUCGAGCCCAUGCCACCAACGGUGAAAAAGCUCCAGCAUGCCGCAAAGCAACUCGGGUACGACCAAAAGGGAUUCAAGGUCGUCCACGCCGGGGUCUCCAAAACACCCGGAACCGCAUGGUUCGCAACGGUAGGCUCCGAAUCAGGCGUAGAAAACGUCGGCAUGGACAACUGCGAGGCCAUGGGUCCGAUACGAAAGGCAAAAUACUGCACGCAGGUUCCCGUUGUCUCCCUCAAGGACUAUGUCAAACAACACAUCGACGGUGACAACGACAACGACAAUGCCAACGGCAAAAAGCGAACCAUCCACCACCUGUCCAUCGACGUCGAGGGUUUCGACGCAGACGUUCUGUCCGGAACGGGUUCGGAUGUCCUGAAACGGGUCGAGUACCUAGAAUUCGAAUACAACUGGAUGGGAUCCUGGAAGGACCAACACCUCUACGACGUGGUAACCGCCCUCGACCAGAUCUCCAUGACCUGCUACUGGGCCGGAACGAGGCGCCUGUGGCGCAUCACCGGCUGCUGGAUGCGCUACUACGACAUCCACACGUGGUCCAACGUGGCCUGCGUCAACCGGAACCUCGUUCCGAAACUAGCGGCAAAGAUGGAGGACGUCUUUCGUGCCACCCUCGGCGACUCUGCCAUUACGGCACACACCUUUCGGAACCCGGUCUGGCGGCGGGCCAACCACUGGAUGAGAGGCUUAAAAAACGAUCCCAUGCUCGCCACCGAGCCCCACGAAGCAAUGGUGUCGACGGAGUACCUCUAGGAGUAUCUCCAGGAGUAUCUGCAGGAGGAUCUCCAGGAGUAUCUCCAGGAGUAUCUCUAGUCCUCCCACGCCCGCUGUUGGUUCCGUCCGUGACGCAGACGCCCACUCGUGUAGUUCAUAAGUGUGAAGUGGGCCGAGACUCACUACGGACUUACUAAACAAUCUUACCAGCGGUACACCAGAAUCGAAUCUACAGUAUCUAGUACGAAGUAGUAGUAGUAGUAGCAGUAUCUAUUACAGUACUCGUACUUUACUCAUAACUCGUAGUCAUCUACUGAAGGAGUAUCGUAAUUUUCUGGGAAUGCUCCAAAAUAAUGUGCUGCACUGCAU